UGCAGAGUAUGGCACUGCCCUGCACGCUAUGGUGAAUGGGGGAAGCGCAGGCGGAACCUGGCAUGCAGGGAUUAACGUCCUAUUUAACCACCACAUACAUCCAAACAUCAUGAACGAUCGGUUGGGCUCCGCGCUGCACAUAGCGUGUACAAUUCGGCAGCACGAAGUCGUACAUGCGGAUUUCGACCUCUGGUGCUUCGACUGUGAAAACAUCAACCCUUCAUCCGGCAAAACAGCGUAUCUUCUUGGACAAUGUCCUAAUAUUAAUGUAAAUGCACAAGGCGGAACAUUCGGCACAGCUCUCCAGGCCGCCGCCUAUUCGGGACAGACCCUAUCAGUAAGGCUACUACUAGACAGAAGAGCCAGACUUAAUGUACGUGAUGGAAAAUACCACAGCGCCUUGAACGGGGCUAUUAUCAGCGGUCAUUGGAAUAUUGUCAAAAUUCUGCUUGCCGCCGGCGCGACACCCGAUUGUCACCUGCAAGAGCAACCUAACGAGGAUUAGCUUCAGACUGUUUUAGAGGAGGACGGCCGAGGGGCAGUGGAGAGAUAUAGAAUGUUUUGGGAAGUGGAGUUGGAGAAGAAAAGAGGAGGAGAAGGAGCCUCGAACUCAUAACGAUGUAACGAAGAGUUUUCCUUUCCCUCAAUUUGGCUAGCGUUGGAGAAGAACUUCUUAUUGAACAUGACAUGAUAAAUUCCCC
Trichoderma harzianum CBS 226.95 is the source of this 701-nucleotide messenger RNA. RefSeq lists its product as hypothetical. The record is from RefSeq and is a predicted model, not a curated record. The transcript has a single exon. NCBI's taxonomy places the organism in Eukaryota, Fungi, Ascomycota, Sordariomycetes, Hypocreales, Hypocreaceae. Gene Ontology annotation, molecular function: protein binding. The coding region runs from base 110 to 505 and encodes 131 amino acids.